This is a messenger RNA of Myotis lucifugus (little brown bat), 1335 nucleotides long. It is a transcript of the gene TCIM, whose product is annotated as transcriptional and immune response regulator. Lineage: Eukaryota; Metazoa; Chordata; Mammalia; Chiroptera; Vespertilionidae. Gene Ontology annotation, molecular function: Notch binding. Bases 68 to 388 code for a protein of 106 amino acids. The record is from RefSeq and is a predicted model, not a curated record. The transcript has a single exon. Gene Ontology annotation, cellular component: nucleus; cytosol. Gene Ontology annotation, biological process: negative regulation of Notch signaling pathway; endothelial cell activation involved in immune response.
CUGGAAUGAGUUUGCUACAGACUCUCUGGAGAGCCUGGGCGCUGAGUUCCCGAAGAUCCUCCCAUCUAUGAGAGCAAAGCCAAGCAACCAAGCCGGCACCAUGUCCUCCUCACUGCGAGUCAGCCCGUCCAUCCACGGCUACCACUUCGACACAGCCUCACGCAAGAAAGCCGUGGGCAACAUCUUUGAAAACAUCGACGAAGAAUCACUACAGAGGCUCUUCAAAAACUCUGGGGACAAGAAAGCAGAGGAGAGAGCCAAGAUCAUUUUGGCCAUAGAUCAAGAUCUGGAGGAGAAAACCCGGGCCCUGAUGGCCCUGAAGAAGAGGACCAAAGACAAGCUUUUCCAGUUUCUGAAACUGCGGAAAUAUUCCAUCAAAGUCCACUGAGGAGCCGAGAAUGGAUAAGGACGUGAUCCACGAAUGGACAUUGAAAGACCAAGUGAGUUUGUGAGACGCUAACACGCAGCGCUGUGUUGCUCCUUGCAAGCUUCGCCUCCGCCAGGACUCCGGAGGCUGGAAAGGAACAGAGCAAACUGGUGACAGGACUCCAACCACUUUCACGCCUGUGCUGUGACAGUGGAGAACGAGCCGCCUUCAGCAAGGACUGGAAAACUCUCCUGGCCCAAAAGGACUGAUGCUGGUGUCAGGAGAGGUCUGGACAGAUGUAAGGAGAGAUGAAACUGAAGAAAACAGAUGGCUGAGGAAGAACUGCAGCCAGGGUCUCUUUGUCAGGCCCUAGGACUUAAAUUCCACCUGAACUUUUUGUUUGUUUGUUUCCUUAAGCAAACUGGGCAAGGGGAAAGAGGAGGGAGGGGGGAGAGGGAAGGGAGAAUAGGGAGAGAGAGAGUUUCAUGCUACAAUUGUUUACUGAAUUUUUUAUUUGAAUUCUCAAGAUGUUUCCAAGCUUCAAUGUGGCCUAUUGGUAUAGAUUUUUAGAGAUCAGUAAGUGAUUAUUUAUUUGCAUUUAUUACAGUGCCUGAAAAGUACGCCACAUGGGUGUAAGUGCAAAGUCAAGGAGCUGCAGUACCUUCAGCAGCUCAGCAAAACCAUACGCCACCUUCUGGUUUAUAGAAGUUUUUAUGCAUUUCAGAGUGGUUGCACAAAAGUUGGAAUAAUGGGCCCUUCAGAAAUUCCAAGUACUGUGAAAAAAUGUAUAUUUUUUUUAUCUUCUAACUAAUGCUAAACUAUAAUCUAAUUAAAUGUCUUACAGUUACUGCAUUGAGCAUUAGGAAGUGAAUAUGGUAUACUAAAUAGUUUAUAAAGAUGCUAUAGUUUCUAUAAUUUAUUAUAUAUGACAAAUGAUAUGCAACCAUAAUAAAUUAUUAUAAACUUGA